GCACCAGCGACGGCACCCGGCCUCGUGGGCCGGGGGGCGCCGGGGCCGGGCGGGCUGCGCGCCGCGGGGCAUGGGCGCGCCGGGGGCCCCCGGGCACAGGCCGGCGGCGGCGAGGCGCCCGGGGCGCGGGGGCAGCGGCGGGCGGGGGUCCUCCCUGGCGGCCGCCGCUGAGCCCCCGCGGGGCCCGUGACGCCGCGGCCGAUGUGGCCCCGCGCGCGCUGCGGGCCUGCACCGCCGCCUCACAAAGACGCCGCCGGAGCCGCCGCCCGCACCCGGCCGGCGGCCGCCGCGGGAGCCCGAGCCGGAGCCCGAGCCCGAGCCGGAGCCGCAGCCGCUGCCGCAGCCGAGGAGGCAGGAGGCGGCGCCCGCGGGCUGCCGGCCCCGGCAUGGAGAAGCGGGCGGCCGCGGGGCCGGAGGGGGCGCCGGGCGCCCGGGCUCAGCUCGCCGUCGUCUGUCUGGUAAACAUCGUUCUCACCGGGCGACUCAGCAGCGCAGUUCCUGCCUUAGCCGCCUGCAGUGGGAAGCUGGAGCAGCACACGGAGCGGCGCGGCGUCAUCUACAGCCCGGCCUGGCCCCUCAACUAUCCCCCGGGCACCAACUGCAGCUGGUACAUCCAGGGUGACCGCGGGGACAUGAUCACCAUCAGCUUCCGCAACUUUGACGUGGAGGAGUCCCACCAGUGCUCCCUGGACUGGCUCAUGCUGGGCCCAGCGGCCCCACCCCGCCAGGAGGCCUUCCGACUCUGCGGCUCUGCCAUCCCACCUGCCUUCAUCUCGGCCCGGGACCACGUCUGGAUCUUCUUCCACUCUGACGCCUCCAGCUCCGGCCAGGCCCAGGGCUUCCGUCUGUCGUACAUCCGAGGGAAGCUGGGCCAGGCGUCCUGCCAGGCCGAUGAGUUCCGCUGUGACAACGGCAAGUGCCUGCCGGGCCCGUGGCAGUGCAACACGGUGGACGAGUGUGGGGAUGGCUCAGACGAGGGCAACUGCUCGGCACCCGCCUCUGAGCCGCCGGGCAGCCUGUGCCCCGGGGGCACCUUCCCCUGCAGCGGGGCGCGCUCCACGCGCUGUCUGCCAGCCGAGCGGCGCUGCGACGGCACGCAGGACUGCGGCGACGGCUCCGACGAGGCCGGCUGCCCCGACCUGGCGUGCGGCCGGCGCCUGGGCAGCUUCUACGGCUCCUUCGCCUCCCCCGACCUGUUCGGCGCGGCUCGCGGGCCGUCGGACCUGCACUGCACUUGGCUGGUGGACACGCAGGACCCGCGGCGUGUGCUGCUGCAGCUGGAGCUGCGGCUGGGCUACGACGACUACGUGCAGGUGUACGAGGGGCUGGGCGAGCGCGGCGACCGCCUGCUGCAGACGCUGUCCUACCGCAGCAACCACCGGCCCGUGAGCCUCGAGGCCGCGCAGGGCCGCCUCACGGUGGCCUACCACGCGCGCGCCCGCAGCGCGGGCCACGGCUUCAACGCCACCUACCAGGUGAAGGGCUACUGCCUCCCGUGGGAGCAGCCGUGCGGGGGCGGCGGCGAGGGCACCGCGGGCGACGCGGGCGAGCAGGGCUGCUUCUCCGAGCCUCAGCGCUGCGACGGCUGGUGGCACUGCGCCAGCGGCCGCGACGAGCAGGGCUGCCCCGCGUGCCCGCCGGACCAGUACCCCUGCGAGGGCGGCAGCGGCCUGUGCUACACGCCCGCCGACCGCUGCAACAACCAGAAGAGCUGCCCGGACGGCGCCGACGAGAAGAACUGCUUCUCCUGCCAGCCCGGCACCUUCCACUGCGGCACCAACCUGUGCAUUUUCGAGACGUGGCGCUGUGACGGCCAGGAGGACUGCCAGGACGGCAGUGACGAACACGGCUGCCUGGCGGCCGUGCCCCGCAAGGUCAUCACCGCGGCGCUCAUCGGCAGCCUGGUGUGCGGCCUGCUGCUGGUCAUCGCGCUGGGCUGCGCCUUCAAGCUCUACUCGCUGCGCACGCAGGAGUACAGGGCCUUCGAGACCCAGAUGACGCGCCUGGAGGCUGAGUUUGUGCGGAGGGAGGCUCCCCCGUCCUAUGGGCAGCUCAUCGCCCAGGGCCUCAUUCCGCCCGUGGAGGACUUCCCGGUCUACAGUGCAUCCCAGGCCUCGGUGCUACAGAACCUUCGCACAGCCAUGCGGCGACAGAUGCGCAGGCAUGCCUCCCGCCGAGGGCCCUCCCGCCGCCGCCUUGGCCGCCUCUGGAACAGGCUCUUUCACCGACCACGGGCGCCGCGGGGACAGAUCCCACUGCUGACGGCCGCACGCACCUCACAGACGGUGCUGGGUGAUGGGCUCCUCCAGCCUGCAUCAGGAACCACCCCGGACCCCCCAGCACCCCUCACGGACACAGGCAGCCCUGUGGCGGCUGGGGAUGGGCCCCCCGGUGCCCCAGGCCACGGGCCAGAAGUGGGAUCCGCUGUGCCACCCUCCUCGGGCCUGCGGGACCCGGAGUGCAGGCUGGUGGACAAGGACAGAAAAGCCAGCAGGGACACUUUGGUGGACAGCCCGGCUCCUGGGGACAUGCUUCGGGACCCCUGCUCGGCCCAGGACCCUCACUCCCCGGCCCCCACUGCCAGCAGCGCCCUAGGCCCCCACCCACCAGAGCCACUGGGUGUCUGCAGGAGUCCCCCACCGCCCUGCUCCCCAACAUUGGAGGCCAGUGACGAUGAGGCCCUGCUGGUCUGCUGACCGCUGGACUUGCUGGUGACCGCCACAGCCCCGCUUUGUAACCAGGGAAUACACAGUCGUUUCUACCCGG
Mustela lutreola (European mink) is the source of this 2766-nucleotide messenger RNA. It is a transcript of the gene LRP3, whose product is annotated as LDL receptor related protein 3. The record is from RefSeq and is a predicted model, not a curated record. NCBI's taxonomy places the organism in Eukaryota, Metazoa, Chordata, Mammalia, Carnivora, Mustelidae. The coding region runs from base 387 to 2696 and encodes 769 amino acids. The transcript is spliced from 7 exons. Gene Ontology annotation, cellular component: plasma membrane. Gene Ontology annotation, molecular function: protein binding.